Molecule: messenger RNA, 157 nt
Organism: Vairimorpha ceranae
Lineage: Eukaryota; Fungi; Microsporidia; Nosematidae
Exons: 1
Source: RefSeq, a predicted model, not a curated record
UAGAGGCUUAUCUAACUCAGUUGAUUAUGACUAUUUCACUGUUUGUCGUAAAUACAAUUUUGUAGACCCUAUUGCUGGCGUGCAUGUGCAUAGUCAGCACGUAGAAUCUUAUAAUAUGAGCUUAAGUGUAAAUAUAAGCAAGAAAUGGAGUAACUAG